AUGAGCUGUAAAUUGUGGCAGUAUUUUCUCCAGGAUGAUGUUGAAGCCUUUAAGAGCUUCCUGGCCAACGCCAAUUAUACCCCCGGGCAGAGGAGUACCGCCGUUGGACCUAAGCUUGGCAGUUACAGCGCCUCCCUAGGAUCACCACCCGGCACCGGAUCAAAAACAAAAAGACUAGCCGCUUCUCCGCUACAAGAGAAGGCAUUACCAGUGCAAGGGCCACCUGUCAUCAUCUCACGCACCGAUGCCAACUCGAGAGACCGACAUGGUCGCACGUUAUUGCACCUAGCAUGCUCUUCCCAGAAAGAGUCGGCCCUGGAGUUUGUCAGAGCACUAUUCGCAAUUCCUUUUCUGGAUAUAUACGUGCAGGAUGUGGAAAGUGGGUGGACAGCUUUGCAUCGAGCUCUCUACGCUGGGAAUAUUGCCAUUGCACAAGCUUUGAUUGCGCGAGAUAUCAAUGAUGCCACGGGCUUUCGAGCAUCCAAUGGAUGCCAUCAUGCCUCCGGUGGGUUAAUUAAGAUAAAAGACCGGGAAGGAAACAGCCCCUUUGAGCUAUUCGGCACUACUAUUGUGGCCCGAGACAUCAACAAAAGUGAUGAUGAUCCUAUGCAUACAACAGAUGAUGAUUCCUCGGAAUGUUCAUCGGUUCAUGAUGAAACAGAGGUGCAUACCUCAGUGGGGAAGUUAAGACCACUUGUAAACUUUGCAGGGAGCGAAGUGUUCACCUUUGGAAGCAAUAAAAAUCUAUCCUUGGGACAGGGAGAUGGCGAUGACCGGCAGUUCCCAGAACGUGUCAGCCUAACCCGCCCAGACCAUUUGCUAUAUCGAUUCUACCACGAACGAGAGUCGCUGCGUGAAGAACAAGGCCUGAAGAACACUGAUGAGAGAGGUGAAUUCGACUCUGCGUCUGAGUUGCCCAUUAAAAUACGCAGUCAGUCUAUUAUCUACCAGGAUAUUGUCAUGGCCAAAUUACAUACUGCUAUCCUUACAACCGACCCUGAAUCAAAUCUCUACAUGUGUGGGUUUGGCUCUGGUGGAAGGUUAGGUACUGGUGAUGAAUCUACUCGAUUCCAUUUUACCUGUAUCGAGGGAGGUGCAAUAGCAGGAAAGAAGAUUAUCAGUGUAGCGCUGGGUCAAGAUCAUUCAAUUGCUAUAUCGGAGCAAGGAGAGGUGUUUACUUGGGGAAGUAAUAAGUACGGCCAACUCGGCUAUGCACUUCCAAAGACGAAUCAAAAAGACGACUUGCCAGUUCAAACCACCCCAAGGCAAAUCUUCAACCCCUUUAAAAAGGAGAUGAUUGUUGCCGCUGCUGCGUCUGCUAUUCAUUCUGUCGUCUAUACAACAACCUCAAUAUACACUUUCGGGAAGAAUGAAGGUCAGCUCGGUUUAAUCGAUGCUGACGCACGCUCACUCGAGGUGUUGGUGAUACCACGACGUGUUGGCGCCUCGCUUUUUAAUCAAUCAAUCAUAAUGGCGACUGCAAUUGAUCGCGCCACUGCCGUCUUAUUGGAGAAUCAUGAUGUAUGGGUUUUCACACACUAUGGAUACUCUAGGCUCUCAUUUCCCCUUGACGGCUCUUCUUCCUUCAUUCGAGAUAGUUUUCUUUCUACUAGAUAUGGGCUUGCUGCGAAUUUUGUCGUGAAAAUCACUAGUGGCGGCAACACGAUCUGUGCUAUGUCAAGCUUCGGAGAGGUAUAUACCAUAAAUGUCUCUCGAAAAGCGGAUACACAUUCUGUUUCUUCUUCAACCACCAACCCGUCCAAGAUCAGGAAUUCUCUUCCGCAGCCUUCUCGUGUAUGGUCUAUUCGGAAAUCUCACAUGGCAGUUCGAGAUGUGGAUGUUGGCCAGGACGGUUCUAUCAUCAUUUGCACCGAGUCGGGUUCUGCAUGGCGUAAGGAGCCUAGAAACCGACUGAAAGAUGCAGGUGGGAAUCUGGCGGGUGAGCGGCAGACUAAGGAUUAUAAGUUCGUUAGAAUUCCAGGCUUAUCUCGUGUCGUUGCUGUCAGGAGCAAUGCUUUUGGAGCUUAUGCCGCUGCCCAGAGGGAGUGUGAGGUAAUGAACCAAAUUGUACCAAGGGUUCGCACAAUUUGGCAUGAUCUCUCCUCUCUCCUACCGUUUAAGGACCUUCUUGAUACCCAUGUUCUUGAAGAUAUCUCUAGGAAUCACCGCUCUGAACAUCAGGCUUCACCGGGUAAUAAAACGCCCUUACGACCCCUCGAGCUUGAGGUCUCACUGGAUAAUAUGAUAAAACACUGUGAGCCAGAUGAGACGAUCCCCGCACUUGUCUGGGUCUCUUCUACCUCCUCAAAAACUCGAAUACCUGUACACGAAUUCGUGCUUUCUGCUAGAAGCUCGACGCUUCGCAAAGCGUUUUCCGAAUUUCGACAAUCAUAUUACUACUCCAUUCCCGAUCUUUUAUCAAUUGAGUAUAACAGUAGUGGCCAGGCCCAUCUUCAAUUUCAAAAUUUCGACUUCUUAUCUAUAUUUAAUGUUGUAUUAUUUGUUUAUACUGAUAAAUCAUAUAAUGUUUGGAACCGGAUUCGACAGGAAACAAAACAUGCUUCAAGAUAUCGUCAAGUACGAACCGAAGUGAUUAAGUUGGCUACACAGCUAGACUUAAAAUAUCUUGAAAGGGCAGCAAGGCUUAUGAUACAACCUGAACAGACCCUAAAUCUUGAUAUGGAGAAUACCAUUUCGCAUCCUAGCUUCUUCGACAGUGGUGAUGUGAUUAUUGAACUGGACAGAGGAAACGUCAAAGCCCACAGCCCUAUUCUCUGCCAAAGAUGCCCGUUCUUUGACGCUCUAUUCAAUGGUCGAGCUGGCGGCCGUUGGCUAUUCUCUAGGAGAGAGGAGGGCACGGGGACAGUAGAGAUGAUUCGUAUCGAUCUCAAACAUAUCACUCCCGAAAUAUUUGCCUUUGUGCUACGCCACAUAUACGCAGAUACCGAUGAUGAGCUUUUUGAAGAUGUUCAGACAACGGAUUUGAACGAUUUUAUUGAGCUAAUCAUUGAUGUUAUGUUCGUUGCCAACGAGUUAAUGAUUGACAGGCUAGCCGAAAUUUGCCAGAAGCUGUUAGGCAGUUUUGUUGAUAUACGUAAUGUCGUUCCUUUCUUGAAUACGGUGGCUCCUUGUUCAGUGACUGCUUUCAAGAGGGCCGCCUUAGAGUACAUCUGCCUGAAUUCAGAGGUUAUGCUGGAGAACAGGCUGCUGGAUAAUUUAGAUUCGGACUUGUUCGAAGAACUCGAUGACAUUUGUCGUCAAAACCAGAUAGCCCAUCACCCAAUUUCGAAGGCUAGAAAUACUCAAGAAUACAUACUGGAAAAAUACCCAGAGUUGGUUUCCCGACUUGAACAAGACAGGCAGCGCCAAAUCGACUCCAUGAAGCUACGUUCGCGACUCCAUGAAGAUGAGGUGCGGGAGGAGAAACUGAAGGUUGGAAGCCUUGAAAAGCCAGGGAUUUUCUCACCGCCAAAAAGCAAGACAACCACUCAAGAGCAAAACUCCAAAUUACCCAUAGAGAGUCCCUUGUUGAAAUCCAAGCCUUCCAAUGGAGAUUUAAUAUUUCCAAUGGACGAUGAGUGUACACUUCCAGCCAGCCUUGUCUCGAGUACUCCACGCACAUUUAAGGCUCAAGCCGAUAUUAGUAACGGGAGAUAUCCCGGUGAGGUAUCGCCACCAUCGAAAUAUUCGCCAUCUUUAGGUCCAAUCUCUGGUAUCAAUAUUGUUCCCAACUUCCAACGGUCACCCACCCUGCCGCCCAGUUCUUCUCCGAUCAUCUCUGGGAUCGGUGGUACUCCAGGAGCACCAUGGGGUCUCUCUGGACGUACCCCAAAGGCAGGCCUCAAGGAUAUUAUGGCGGAAACAUCUGGGUUAAAAGGCCAGCAGCCUCAGUCUAUUUCUUCUAUACGCCGUGAACUUGAGAUUCCGAAGCCUACGCCUUCAAAGCUUUCGCAGAGAGAGCGAAAAAAGAUGAAGCAACAACAGUUGCAGGGGAUCUUUUCGGAGGUAGAAACGCCAAAAGCCAAACCAAUAUCUCCGUGGCAGACUCCAUCAGUGCCGAAGAAUACUUUGGGCGUGGAUAAACAACAAAACAACCAGUCACCUUUAACACCAAAACGAUCGAGCAGUAAAGCGUCGUUAAACCUUCGUCAAACUGUCUCUGGCAGCCCUUGUCCCUCCCAAAAUGCUGAGCCAGAGCCAUCUACCGGCACCAAAUCUACACUGGCUCCAAAAUUUUCUAAUUCCACACCUUUGUCUCUUGCAGAAAUUCUUCAACAGCAGCAAUUCGAAAAAGACGUAAUACGGGAAAGCGCAACAGCCAAGCAUAAUCUCCACGAUAUCCAAGUAGAGCAAGAGUUUCAGGAAUGGUGGGAUGCGGAGAGUAAGCGGGUCAUGGAAGAAGAGGCUGCCGUUUCCACCACAGCAUCUACUUCCGGUGGUGCACGGGGCCACGGCAGGAAAAUGGAAGCUGGAAGAGGUGGCCAGGGCAAGAACAGAGGCCGUGGUGGCGCCCAGCGCCGUGAUAUACGACAUGCGGAGAACAGCUCAAACCAGGCUUCAGCGCCCGUGGAGAUCGUUCCAGGAUCUGGCCACCCACUCAAUGGCCGCUCUCCUGCCCAAAACCAGCAGCGGAAUGCCGAUGACAGGAAAAACAAUGAUCGUGCCAGAGGUGGCUUCGUCCGCGGUGGCUCCAAUCGUGGCUCAACACACGGAAAAGUGAGGAUCCCGCCGCCGCGGCAAUGA
Messenger RNA from Ophidiomyces ophidiicola, 4743 nucleotides. RefSeq lists its product as uncharacterized. Gene Ontology annotation, molecular function: protein binding. NCBI's taxonomy places the organism in Eukaryota, Fungi, Ascomycota, Eurotiomycetes, Onygenales, Onygenaceae. The record is from RefSeq and is a predicted model, not a curated record. The coding region runs from base 1 to 4743 and encodes 1580 amino acids. The transcript is spliced from 3 exons.